Colletotrichum scovillei is the source of this 2381-nucleotide messenger RNA. RefSeq names its product DEAD/DEAH box helicase. Gene Ontology annotation, molecular function: RNA helicase activity; ATP binding; RNA binding. Lineage: Eukaryota; Fungi; Ascomycota; Sordariomycetes; Glomerellales; Glomerellaceae. Gene Ontology annotation, biological process: rRNA processing. The transcript has 7 exons. Gene Ontology annotation, cellular component: ribonucleoprotein complex; nucleus; cytoplasm. The record is from RefSeq and is a predicted model, not a curated record. Bases 262 to 1887 code for a protein of 541 amino acids.
CCAAAACCUCUGACCCUCCUACUAUUUUUCUCCCCCCUUCUUUCAUCUGCAUCCCUCUCUUCCUCCAUCUCACAAUCCUCCAUCCCCCUCCCCUCAACGCAUCAGUUCUCUUUUCGGUUCGCUCCGGAAAAAGAGUUCACUUCGCGUCUUCUCUCUCUCACUACCCACGGUCUUUCUUUGCCCGGUAUUUGGCAUCGCUCAAGCAAGCGAAGCACCAUUCACGACAAUAAACACUUCGCGCGCUCUUCGCAACUAGCAAACAUGUCCUACGGCGGCGGCUACGGAGGAGGUGGCUACGGCGGUGGUCGUGAUCGUCAGGAUAGAGGCGGUCGCGAUGGCGGCUACGGCGGUGGUGGCUAUUCCAACGGUGACAGCAACGGAUACGGUGGUGGCGGCUACGGCGGCGGUGGUGGUUUCGGCGGUGGCGGUGACCGCAUGAACAACCUUGGCGCUGGUCUUCGCACACAAGAAUGGGAUCUUUCCACGAUGCCGAAGUUCGAGAAGUCUUUCUACAAGGAGCACGAGGAGGUCGCCAACCGCAGCUCAGAGGAUGUCGAGUCCUUCCGUCGCAAGCACCAGAUUGCCAUUGCCGGCAACGAUGUCCCCAAGCCCGUCGAGACCUUCGACGAGGCUGGUUUCCCCAGAUAUGUCAUGGACGAGGUCAAGGCUCAGGGCUUCCCCGCUCCUACUGCCAUUCAGUCCCAGGGUUGGCCCAUGGCUCUCUCCGGUCGCGACGUCGUCGGUAUUGCCGAGACUGGUUCCGGAAAGACGCUUACCUACUGCCUUCCCGCCAUCGUCCACAUCAACGCCCAGCCUCUGCUGGCCCCCGGCGAUGGCCCCAUUGUCCUGAUCCUCGCCCCUACCCGUGAGCUCGCGGUCCAGAUUCAGCAGGAGAUUUCCAAGUUCGGCAAGUCUUCCCGCAUCCGCAACACCUGCGUUUACGGUGGUGUCCCCAAGGGCCCCCAGAUCCGUGAUCUCUCCCGCGGUGUCGAGGUCUGCAUUGCCACCCCCGGACGUCUCAUCGACAUGCUCGAGGCCGGCAAGACCAACCUGCGCCGCGUCACCUACCUUGUUCUUGACGAGGCUGAUCGCAUGUUGGACAUGGGUUUCGAGCCCCAAAUUCGCAAGAUUAUCGGCCAGAUUCGCCCUGACCGUCAGACUCUCAUGUGGUCCGCCACUUGGCCCAAGGAGGUUCGCGCUCUUGCGUCCGACUUCCUUUCCGACUUCAUCCAGGUCAACAUCGGUUCCAUGGACCUGGCUGCCAACCACCGCAUUACCCAGAUUGUCGAGGUCGUCAACGAGAGCGAGAAGCGUGAUCGCAUGAUCAAGCACCUCGAGAAGAUGAUGGACAACAAGGAGAACAAGGUUCUCAUCUUCGUCGGCACCAAGCGUGUCGCUGACGAGAUCACCCGUUUCCUUCGCCAGGACGGAUGGCCCGCGCUUUCUAUCCACGGUGACAAGCAGCAAAACGAGCGUGACUGGGUCCUCGACCAGUUCAAGACGGCCAAGUCUCCCAUCAUGGUCGCGACCGACGUCGCUUCGCGUGGUAUUGAUGUUCGCAACAUUACUCACGUGCUGAACUACGAUUACCCCAACAACUCGGAGGACUACAUCCACCGUAUUGGUCGUACCGGUCGUGCUGGUGCCAAGGGUACCGCCGUUACCUUCUUCACCACUGACAACUCCAAGCAGGCUCGUGACCUCGUCAACGUCCUCAGAGAGGCCAAGCAGGAGAUUGAUCCCCGUCUCGCUGAGAUGACCCGCUACGGUGGCGGCGGCGGCGGCGGUCGCUACGGCGGCUGGGGCCGUGGCCGUGGUGGUGGCCGUGGCGGCGGUGGCGGUAACAACGCUAACAACGCUCCUCUAGGAGGCGCUCGUCGUUGGUAAGAGCCUUGCCAACCGGACCAUCCUAAAGGCGAGGUGACUCAUCAUGCGGCGGCAACUUUCGCAAUUCUCAUGCAAAAUCGGCGUUCACGUAGACGGGGGUUUUAGACUCGAGGUACCCGGGACACGUAAUUGUGUCUCCUUCAGUCUGGUAUUCCUCCACGGCUGUUUUCAUUUUCCUUGAGUGUUUUCUUUUAUUUGCCCAUAACGGUUUGGGGCUUGUGUGCGAUAUCUCUUCAGGCAUGGUCAAACGUGGAUCAGGUUGAACAAAAAGUUAAGACGGAAUCGGAGACGACACAAUGAUUGGUGUCGUUGACUGCAAUAGAGAUCCUUGUGGGGUCCCAGUCACUUUUGAUGCUCUUCCAUGAGCAAGAAUGGAUGGCUCAGGUCGAAAGCUCGACAGGUCGUAAAAGGCAUUAGAUGACUGUAUAUCAGACAUGGCCCUGUCGAGGGCGGCUUACUGCUCAAGUAGUAAUAGGAAGAUCAUCUCAUGACAA